CGCCGCUGGUCGGGCGCUCGGGCCGCCCCCGGGGGAGCGUCUGAGGAGGCGCGGGGCCGCGGCGGGCUAAGGCGCCGCAAGGCAGCGUCGGACUGCGGACGCUCGGUUCGGGCCCAGGGAGCCGCUCAUCCGCCACCGAUGUCCUCAAGAUGGAGGCGGCGGGGGCGACGGCGUAGGGAGGAGGGCGGCGCGGAGAGCGCGGGAGAAGGCCGAGGGGCGGCGGGGGCGGCGGGAUGGGGCUGCUGCUCAUGAUCCUGGCGUCGGUCGUGCUGGGCUCGUUCCUCACGCUGCUCGCACAGUUCCUGCUGCUCUACCGCAGACAGCCCGAGCCGCGGGCGGAUGAGGCGGCCCGCGCGGGCGACGGCUUUCGCUACCUUAAGCCGGUGCCGGGCCUGCCCCUCAGGGAGUACCUUUAUGGCGGCGGCGCCGAGGAGCCCGCUGCUGGGUCCUCCGAGGCCGGCGCCAGCCCGACCCCGACCCCCGACAGCCCGGCCCCGCCGACGCUGGAGACAUGCUACUUCCUCAACGCCACCAUCCUGUUCCUGUUCCGGGAGCUGCGGGACACCGCGCUCGCCCGCCGCUGGGUCACCAAGAAGAUCAAGGUGGAGUUCGAGGAGCUGCUGCAGACCAAGACGGCCGGCCGCCUGCUGGAGGGGCUGAGUCUGCGCGACGUGUUCCUGGGCGACACGGUGCCCUUCAUCAAGACCAUCCGGCUGGUGCGGCCCGUGGUGGCCUCCGGCACCGGUGAGCCCGACGACCCCGACGGGGACGCGCUGCCCGCCACCUGCCCGGAGGAGCUGGCCUUCGAGGCGGAGGUGGAGUACAACGGCGGCUUCCACCUGGCCAUCGACGUGGACCUGGUGUUCGGCAAGUCCGCCUACCUGUUCGUGAAGCUGUCGCGCGUAGUGGGGAGGCUGCGCUUCGUCCUCACCCGGGUGCCCUUCACCCACUGGUUCUUCUCUUUCGUGGAGGACCCGCUGAUUGACUUCGAGGUGCGCUCCCAGUUCGAGGGCCGGCCCAUGCCCCAGCUCACCUCCAUCAUUGUCAACCAGCUCAAGAAGAUCAUCAAGCGCAAGCACACCCUGCCGAGUUACAAGAUCAGGUUUAAGCCGUUUUUUCCAUACCAAGCCUUGCAAGGAUUUGAAGAAGAUGAAGAACUUAUCCAUAUUCAACAAUGGGCACUUACAGAAGGCCGGCUUAAAGUUACAUUGUUAGAAUGUAGCAGGUUAUUCAUUUUUGGAUCCUAUGACAGAGAAACAAAUGUUCAUUGUACACUUGAGCUGAGCAGUGGUGUUUGGGAAGAAAAACAAAGGAGCUCUAUUAAGACGGUUGAAUUAAUAAAAGGGAAUUUACAAAGUGUUGGACUUACACUUCGUCUUGUUCAGUCAACUGAUGGGUAUGCUGGGCAUGUCAUCAUCGAAACCGUGGCCCCAAACUCACCUGCUGCGAUUGCAGAUCUUCAACGGGGAGAUCGGCUCAUUGCUAUUGGAGGUGUGAAAAUCACAUCGACACUGCAAGUGUUAAAGCUCAUCAAGCAGGCUGGCGACCGAGUGCUGGUGUACUACCAGAGACCUGUUGGACAGAGCAACCAGGGAACAAUGCUGCCAGACAGUCUGGGCCAGUUGGAAGAAAACUUUUUGUCAAGCUCCUGCCAGCCAGGUUAUGAAGAGGAAGCUGCUGGGUUGCCAGUGGAUACUGAAAAUAGAGACCUAGAUUCUGAAUUUGAAGACUUGGCAAGUGAUGUCAGAGUACAACCAGAAUUGAAAGAGGAGACACAGCCGUUGAGUCACAGUCCAAAACGUACUCCAACAACACUUUCUAUUAAACCCCUUGGCGCUAUAUCCCCAGUUUUAAAUCGUAAAUUAAUUUCAGGAAUCCACCCACCACCACAAAAACUUCCAUCCAAAGAAGGAAAUAAACCAUCAGCUCUAAAAACAUCAGAGGGCACAGAAGCAGCACAAGUGUCCAAACCCCAAGGACCCACUUUCAAACCACCUGUGCCCCCACGACCACAGGGGAGAGUGCCUCUGCCUCCCACCGACACCUCAGCUCAGGCAGACCCAGAAGCCUCAGAAAAGCCAGACAAGGUGGUGCUCCCUCCUCUUCCUGCAGAUAAACCUGCUGAGAAGCAAAUGAAGAGUGUGGAUCAAGGAGAAGAUGUGGCAGCAGGUAAGCAGUCUUCAGCAAAGCAGGAAGUAGUGAAAGAUCUUCCUUCAGAAAGUUCUGCUCCUACUAAGGACACUUCAGAUGACCAUCAGAUGUGGGAAUCAUCAGAGGUUCUAUAUCGUAAUAAGGUAGGAAAGUGGUCAAGAACCAGAGCAUCCUGUAUGUUUGACAUAGAAGCCUGCCACAGGUACCUGAACAUUGCACUGUGGUGCAGGGAUCCUUUCAAGUUAGGAGGUCUCAUCUGUUUGGGGCAUGUUAGUUUAAAACUUGAGGAAGUGGCUUUAGGAUGCCUAGCUACAUCAAACAUGGAAUACCUUUCAAAGUUCAGACUGGAACCCCCUACACCUAAGGCCAUGGUCACUAGAACUGCACUACGUAAUCUGAGUAUGCAAAAGGGCUUCAAUGACAAAUUUUGUUUUGGUGACAUUACUAUUCAUUUCAAGUAUUUAAAGGAAGGAGAACCAGACCACCACAUAGUUCCUAAUGUAGAGAAAGAAAAAGAACUCCAUUUGGUUGAGGAAGUUUCUACACUCCCUAAAGAGGAGCAUUUUGUGGGACAGAUGAGUUUGUCAGAAAAUAAACAUAGUUUCCAAGAUACUCAGUUCCAAAACCCAACUUGGUGUGAUUACUGUAAGAAAAAAGUUUGGACAAAAGCUGCUUCCCAAUGUAUGUUCUGUGCUUAUGUUUGUCAUAAAAAAUGUCAGGAAAAGUGUCUAGCUGAGACACCUCUUUGUGGAGCAACUGAGAGGCGACUAGACCGGGCCCUGAAAAACCUCAGGCUGGACGGACAGGACCCACUCUUGGGCCUUCCUCCUCGUGUUGAAAUGGAAGCUAACAAGUCAGUCAAUAAAACAACAGGGUUGACGAGGCACAUCAUUAACACUAGCUCUCGUUUACUAAAUUUGCGUCAAGUCUCGAAAACUCGCCUUUCUGAACCAGGAACAGAUCUCGUAGAACCAUCACCAAAACACACUCCCAAUACGUCAGACAAUGAGGGCAGUGACACAGAGGUCUGUGGUUCAAACAGUCCUUCCAAACGAGGAAAUAGUGCAGGAAUAAAAUUAAUGAGAAAGGAAGGAGGGCUGGAUGACAGUGUUUUCAUUGCAGUUAAAGAAAUUGGCCGUGAUCUGUACAGAGGCUUGCCCACAGAAGAGAGGAUCCAGAAGCUAGAGUUCAUGUUGGAUAAGCUACAGAAUGAAAUUGAUCAGGAGUUGGAACACAAUAAUUCCCUUGUUAGAGAAGAAAAAGAAACAAAUGAUACAAGGAAAAAAUCAGUUCUUUCUGCUGCUUUGGCUAAAUCAGGAGAAAGACUACAAGCUCUGACACUUCUGAUGAUCCACUACAGAGCAGGCAUUGAAGAUAUUGAAACCUUAGAAAACCUGUCUUUAGACCAGCACUCGAAAAAGAUGAGCAAGUACACAGAUGACACAGAAGAAGACCUCGAUAGUGAGAUAAGCCAGUUGAUAGACUCUCAGCCAUUCAGCAACAUCUCCGAUGACUUGUUCGGCCCGUCUGAGUCGGUGUAACCAACAAGCUAUUUCAACUUUUACAUGGUUGGGACAAGAUGUAUCCGAUGUGCCACGGGUACAGCCACGUUCGGGUCUCUCACGGUGCACUUUGGCCUGCUUCUAUAGUUACUUGCUUGUAUGAAAAAGAAAAGAUAGUUUCCUGCAGAAACAUGACCAGCUCAUCAAAUUGGUUGUUUCGGGUUGUGCUUAUAGCUAUGGGUUUUUUGGAUUUAUACUGGGAAUUGGGUUUUAUUAAUUUAUUUUUAACCUUUUCUAAUUAUGUAAGCUAACUUUGUGUUUGUGUAUAUGUGAUGUUUCACUGUCAUUUUUUCUUUCCUCCUGUUUUUUUAAUUAGUGUUAAAUAAGAUUCUGUCCAGAUUCCUGAAAUAUUUUCUUUCACUUUCAUCACGGUUAUAACAGCAAAUUUGUUGCAUGCCUAAAUUGACAACAAUAAUCAUGGAGGGAACAGGUUUGAGUCUUCUUCCUUCUAUGUUUUGAGGUUUGUCAGCUGUACUUCCUUGAUGUUUUUGUUAUGUGGGGCUUGGGGGGAUUUUUGUUUUAUUUUAUUUUGCUUUUGUUGUUGCCAAAUGUAAAUGAAAGCAGACCCUACAGCUCUAAUCUGUUAUGCUUAUAUAGUUUAACUUUUUUACAUAUAUUGCUUGCUUCUUAUGCUUCUGCGAUAUCUUUAAAACUUUUAUGCAGUUGAAGUGUAGUAAAAUUACAGUGAUUAACUAGAAGAGGUUGCAAUGAAUAGAGAAUAAAUACAAAGUCCAGUUGGUCAAGAAUGUUGUAGAGAGGAUAACAAGAUUUCAUUACUGAAGAACAGUAACCAGUAGGAUUUUGAAAUAUCUUCCAAAUGUUGAUGCUUUCCUUUUAAGUGGAAGUUAUGGACACUCGUGGUAAUUUUUCAUCUUUGGUUCUCCCAUAGGAAAUAAAGCAUGUGCAAGGACAUUUAAAAUCUUACAGGACUCAUUCUGAAAAUGACUGUAUUGAUAACUGGCUUUGUUUGUAUGAUGUGGAGGGCAAUUACAGAGACUAUGUUUACUACAUCAUCUGGUGUCUUGUGGCCUUAAAGGAAUGUUGGUCAUUCUGAAUACUUAAGUAGUUCAGACCAUCUUCAUUCAUUGUAAAGAAAACUAAAAAUAGACAGUAUGCAUAGUUCGCUAAAAAUGAAGGCUUGCUAUGCUAUUGGGCCCGUCUAGUGGAUGCUGGUAACAAACAACUGAGAGAAAUAUAUGACCUUGACCCCUAUUGAUAUAUCUUAAAAGUCAAAGCUUGUUAUAUCUAUAGAAUAGAAAAGUGUUUUCCCCCUUUACAGGCAACUACUACAAUAACACAUAAACCAACUAAAUUUUAAAAUAUAUGGGAUAGCUCUUUGCUGCAGACAAAUGCAUAGUAUAAUACUAAAAAGACUGGCCCAGUCUGUAGCCCAGACUCCAGGAGGAGUUUCAGGUCAAAGCUCUUUGGUGAGCUGUACAAUCACAGGCGGGUCACAAAGGGUCACACAGCUUUCGAAGCUCCAAAGGUCCUUGCACUUCCUCACGGGACUGUUGUGAGGAAGACAGGAACAUAACUGCAAAGGCACUUUGAACAGUAAAAUGCUGUAAAAAUAAGAGGUGUUACUUACAUGAGAAAAAAUUGUUAAGUACAGAAAAGUUAUUCCAGUCUUGAACUUAAUAGCUAACUCUCACUCCCAUUAUUAAGUGAAAUAUUGGGGCACAGACCUACCUUUGUCAAGUUUAUAGCAAGGCUACAUCUGUGUAACUCCACCCCACCCCCACUCUUUUAUUAUUUAUUUAAGCAUGCUCACAGUGUAAAAGAACAUCACAGUAGGACUUUCCACAACAAAUCACAGAAGCUAAAGUGUUCCACAUCUUACGCUUGAAACAGUCUGCCCAAUGUAUAGCCAUGUUUCAUCUUGUAAACAAUAACUUGCCAUUGCUACCCUGAAGGUGGUAUGGCUGUAAGUGGCUGGUGUGUUUAUGGAUCAAACCAUGGAAGUUUUAGUGGUGCCCAAGCAUGCUCCUGCACUGAUGCAUUUGAAAGAGCUGUAGAAAUAAUGCAAAGCUUUAGUUCUAAGAAUCUACUCAUGCUUUAAAGUAUUUAUCUCUGUAGAACCACAAUCAUGGAAAGCUCAACAGUGCUGCUAAUUAUGUUUGUAAAUUAAAAUAUACCUUUAAUGUAGUGCAAUAUUUUUCUAUUGGGAGAGCAGUAGAGGCAGUUGGGAACUCCAAAUACCCUCAAGCAUAGUAAGGUAUAAGGCUUCAAUUUAAGACUGUGUUAUAUUACAUUACUCAUGUAAUCUUGCUGCCAUGCUAUGUUAUCAAUAGCUAAAAUAAUAAUAAAGACUACCACGAAAAAUAAGAAUAUCUUCAUUUGAUGACAUCUAAAAACAGGAGAUUGGUUCUUCUCUGGCAUUAUUACCUGGUAUAAUUUGGCCAUGCAGACAAGCUAACAAUCCACUUUUACUAAACAAAUAUGUAAAAGCAUUCAGAUUUUUACUGUUGUUCCCUUACUUUUUGAAACAGAUAUAUGGAUUUUCUUCUAAUGCUAUAUAGUAAUAAAUAGAUUAUUAUUCAUAGUGAGACCUGUCUCAGAAAAGAAAAAUUAAACUGUUUAAAGUACACUGUCUUCAUCGUUAAGUUGAAUGACUGGGUUAGGCAAAAUGAAUAACAUUUUAGUAUUAUUUUGCAAUCAUAAUAUGCUAUAUUUCUUUUUUAUUUAUUGUGUUGCUUUUUUGAGACAGAGUCUGUCUGGUCUCAAACUCAAUAGAGAUGUGCCUGCCUCUGUUCUGGAGUGCGGGGAUUAAAGGCAUGUACCACCAUGCCAAGCUGUACUGUGUUUCUUAGCAUCAGACUUCAUUUAAUAAUACUAGAACUUACUAUGUAGUACUUUCUCAUUCUAAGAACAGCCUAAAACUUUGAGAGUAAAGUCUACCUUUAAAAAAAAUUAUAAAGACAUUUUUAAACAUGUUUGGUUCUAGGAAGUAAGACAGUAGAGUUUAAAUUUUUAAGUCCCCUAAAGUUUUGAAAUCGCUUCAGUUUUAAAAAAGAAAAAGUAUUAAUUUUUAAAUUGAAGUGAUGGCAUUCUUUACCCUCCCCUCCAAAAGCAAACAAGGCUGGAAAGGGGGGUUCCCUUCAUCCUUUUUGAUCCCUUACUUUUCCUUAAGGUCUGAGUAAACCAGCAGGCCUCUCUAAUCCUGGAAACUACCGUGUGUAUAACAUUCAAAAUGAUCCUUAUUUGUAAGUCUUUCAGAGCCUGUUCUGUCACGUGGCUAGGUAUUACCAUCCUCUUCAUCAGACAAUUAUCUGUUCACAGCAAUUAGAACAAUUCAUUUGAGUUAAAGUCCAGGGCAACUCACUGUUUUUCCACACUGAUAGGGUGUAGUAAAUCUUAUAUUUCAUUUAAAGGAAGCAGCGAGAAGCCAGAGAGGAUGGUUUACCAUAGCCUGGAGUGACUUGCCCGAUGCCUGCAAACAGAGAGAAUGCUUUUUAAUUAAAUAUCUACAGCCAAAA
This is a messenger RNA of Grammomys surdaster, 7189 nucleotides long. RefSeq names its product PDZ domain containing 8 (gene Pdzd8). Gene Ontology annotation, cellular component: mitochondria-associated endoplasmic reticulum membrane contact site. The transcript is spliced from 5 exons. NCBI's taxonomy places the organism in Eukaryota, Metazoa, Chordata, Mammalia, Rodentia, Muridae. Gene Ontology annotation, molecular function: lipid binding; protein binding. The coding region runs from base 234 to 3692 and encodes 1152 amino acids. The record is from RefSeq and is a predicted model, not a curated record. Gene Ontology annotation, biological process: mitochondrial calcium ion homeostasis.